This is a messenger RNA of Meira miltonrushii, 1701 nucleotides long. RefSeq names its product gamma-glutamyl phosphate reductase GPR. Lineage: Eukaryota; Fungi; Basidiomycota; Exobasidiomycetes; Exobasidiales; Brachybasidiaceae. Bases 242 to 1696 code for a protein of 484 amino acids. The record is from RefSeq and is a predicted model, not a curated record. The transcript has a single exon. Gene Ontology annotation, molecular function: glutamate-5-semialdehyde dehydrogenase (NADP+) activity.
GUUUUUGUUGUUGUUGUUUUUGUUUAUAUUUGUAGGCUGAACGCGUGCGCACUCCGCCCAAAGGGAACGCCUUCGAGGUCAAGAAGGUGAAAUAUGAAGCUUAGGUAAUCUCAUCUUAGUCUUUUCUCCACAGCACUCUGCACCGCCCGCACCUUGUUCGAUUUUUAGUGUGCGAGUCAUAGCGUUUGACACUUCUUCUCAAAUUUAAACUUUUACCGGAAACCAUCAUAAUCAUACAAAGAUGGCCAACAUUAACGCAUCUUCUUCUACUUCCUCACAAGCUGAACAGAUUGCUCAACGUGCUAAAAAGGCAUUCAAUGUUGCAUCAAGAAAUGUCGCUUCGGGGGCGAAAGGUGAUGAAACAAGAAAGGCAGUCUUGUUCAGACUGAAGUCCUUACUGGAAGAAGCCCAUACAGAAGUUCAAAAAGCCAAUGCAUUAGAUGUCGAAAAGGCAAAACAGGCCGGUCUUUCUCCUUCUCUAGUCUCACGUUUGGAUCUAUUCUCCAAACCUGGAAAAUGGCAAGGCAUGUUGGAUGGAAUCAGCCAAGUAGCCAAUUUGCCAAACCCAUUGGAACAGUGUACAUACGCAAAGCGUCUUGCCAAACCACAAUCGAGCGAAGGGGAAGCAUUAGAUCUUUACCGAAUAACUUGUCCGAUCGGAGUGUUACUUUGCAUCUUUGAAGCUCGUCCAGAGGUGAUCAUCAAUAUUGCCUGUCUUUCCAUUAAAUCAGGAAACGCUGCUAUCCUGAAGGGCGGAAAGGAAUCUCAUCAAUCUGCUGCUGUAUUGUCAAAAAUACUGCGGAGAGCUUUAGAAGAAAGUCAAGAGCUACCAAGUGAUCUUAUACAAACCGUCGAAACAAGGGAGGAUGUGAACAGUCUGUUGCGUUUAGAUGAAUACAUCGACUUAAUCAUUCCCCGUGGCUCGAAUGAACUUGUUCGAAACAUUCAACGUUCAGCCAGUAUCCCUGUCAUGGGACAUGCAGACGGUUUGUGUUCCGCUUACGUUCAUUCUGAUGCAGAAGCAAGAUCAACGAUCGCGAACCUGAUUGAUGCAAAGAUUGAUUACCCAGCAGCCUGCAAUGCAGUUGAAACAAUCCUUGUUCACAAAUCACAUCUCACCAGCCAAGGGCUUUUGACUACGGUCGCCAGAGCACUACUUGAAGCAAAUGUCACCAUUCACUUGGACGAAGACUGCUACAAAGCAUUGGACGACAAUAUCCGCUCAUCGGGUAACGUGAAGCAGGCACAAACCUCCGAUUUUGACACCGAAUUUCUAUCACUAGAUGUUGCUAUAAAAUCAGUAGAUUCACUGGAUGAUGCUAUCGCACAUAUCAACGAACACGGAUCACAUCACACUGACGUCAUCUUUACCGCUCCAACUUCUUCCAACAAUCCAUCUCACAACGAAGCGGCAGCUACAUUUGUUCGAUCGAUAGACAGCGCAAACGUAUAUGUCAAUGCAAGCACUCGAUUCGCUGAUGGAUUCCGAUACGGAUUCGGAACCGAAGUUGGUAUUUCGACUGGAAAGAUGCAUGCUCGUGGACCUGUGGGGUUGGAAGGAUUGGUGACGUACAAGUACGUUUUGCAGGGGUACGCAGGUCGACAGGUAUGUGCAGAUUUCAGUGCCGCCCCUGAUUCGGCACAAGGACGUUCCUUUGCCCAUGAAGAAAUCAAGAAGCAAUAUCCCCCACUUUGAAAGCU